UCCUAGCAACAGCAGCGUCCAGGAAUCAAGGGAUCGAGAGGAGGAUUCACAGCGAAUCCACGGCGACUGAGUGGUGAGACGGAGGAGUGGAAGCAAGAGACUGACCUUCCUCGCGUUUCCUAAUCCGGUUUUCAGGACGAAGAAUAGCGCAUCAGUCAUCAGUUUGUGAAAGUUUAUCUCCAUUCAACUGCUGACAGAUGGACGCUUUAAAAUCAAGAGGAGAGACGGCGAGAGAGACGCAUUGGAGCAGCAGAAAGAGACAUGAAGCCCCUGCAGCUCCAUCGGAAGUCAGUGACUGAGUACAGGUGAGGUGGCAGUGGGCGGGACUUAGCCUGCUCAGCCAGCGUCUGAUUGGUGGGUGGUGAUGAUCGCAACGGGCGGCCUCCUGCGGAUCAACGCACGGCGUCAGGACUCACUGAGGUCCAAACCACACAAAGCACACACACACAAGAGGAAAAACAAGAACAAGAGGAGAAACGAAGUGGUGGUGGUGAAGGGGAAGCUGAAGCUGUUUUCGGUCCCGGGCCUGGUGGCGGCGCUGGGCGUCCUGGUCCUGCUGGUGGGCGUGGUCAUGGCGGCCCUGGGCUACUGGCCCAGAGACGGACUCUUCUUCAGCGCUCGGCUGCAGGAGGCCACGGCCAUGGCCUCGGUGUCCUCCACCAGGUCCACAGCUGCCGAGGCUCAGGGAGCAGAGGAGGCAAGGAGACCCCGAGGAGAGGAAGGAGACAGAGGAGGAGACCAAGGAGGAGAAGGAGGAGAUAAUGGUUUCAACCGGACGGAAACCAUAAACGGGACGAUUGGACGUCUUCAUGGAGGUUUUCUGGAGGAUUUCCUCCACAGGUACCUGUACUCUGAUAGGCUGAAGGUUUUGGGGCCUCUCAUCAUGGGCAUCGGGAUCUUUCUUUUUAUCUGUGCGAACGCCGUGCUGCAUGAAAACCGCGACAAAAAGACAAAAGUCAUCAACCUGCGAGACAUCUACUCCACCGUCAUCGACCUCCACGGCCUCCGCAAGCACACCUCCUCCUCCUCCUCCAAUCCCCUCAACGGCCUCGUUAACUACGUCCAAUCAAAGAGCCUGGAAGCUAAACCCAGGGCGUACCCUGCUUCCCUGCUAAACCACAGGGAGGGAGGGGGAGGCGGAGGAGAGGGAGGAGGCGGGCUGUUGUCCAGGCAACCAUUGCCCUGCAGCAGUACAGGAGGAGGAGAAGGAGGAGGAGGAGGAGAUGCGGUGUUCACUAUUUCCGAGGACGCUCUACCACCCCCCUCCUCGUCCUGCCACAGACUCUCCCUCCCCCCCAGGUUCAGCCCCCCCCACCUCUCCCCCUGCUGGAACGUCCCACAGAAGGAGGUGCUCAGCUCAUUCACCUUACCGCUGCGCCGCCCUCGCUCCACAGCUCCUCCCAGGAGGCACUCAGCAGGAGGCUGGUCCACGGCAGCGGGGGAGGAGCAGAGGAGGGAGGGGGGAAACCAAAGGCAGCGGGGGAAGGAGGAGGAUGCAUGUCAACCUCCUCCUUUCUGCUCCUCUAGAGCCUUCCAAGGUUCCUGCAGCUCUUCCAGUCUCCACCAGGAAGUGCUGCUGAUCCACUCCUCCUGCUCCCUCAUCCCUUCCUCCUUUCCGAUCUCCUCCCUGUCUCAACUCCUCUCCUUCUCCUCGUCUACUCCAGCCCCGCCCUGCAGGAGGCGCAGCCUGCCAAUUGGCCACAGUAAACUGACACAUGGAGAGGACAAGUGACAUCACAGGUCGGGGUGACGUCACACGAGUUCUCCUGCUGAGGAGAAGCUGAGGAUCAUUUCGAAGGCGUACGAUGCAAAAUGAGGCGGGAUGAGGAGGUGGACCAAUAAGGAGCUGACUCCUGGGUUGACAGCACAAGUCGUUAAUGACAUCAGCAAUAAGGAGUGUUCCAGAUAAAGGACACCAGGGAAUGUUUUGUACUGCGUUCCUGUGAGUAAUAGUUUAUGUUUCCUGCAGAACGAGCCACUGACUUCCACAGGUUCCUAAAGCACGUCUUCCUUCACUUUAUUCAACCUGUUAAAUGAAUAUAUGACCUUUUUAAACCUCAUUAAUCAAUUACUAUACAAGGUGAUCCAUCGAAUCAUCAGCAUGACGCUGUUCAAAGUAGAUAAGAAUAUAAUCCAGAGUUUUUAAAUGUUUCCUUCCACUGAAAACUGAACGAAUUACAAUCAGACUAUGAAAUAUUUAGAUGGUAUUAAAUAUUUCAGUGUCUCUACCAAUAAACCCAAAUAUAACACA
Molecule: messenger RNA, 2251 nt
Organism: Pungitius pungitius (ninespine stickleback)
Lineage: Eukaryota; Metazoa; Chordata; Actinopteri; Perciformes; Gasterosteidae
Product: transmembrane protein 200C
Exons: 5
Coding region: 365-1732 (455 amino acids)
Source: RefSeq, a predicted model, not a curated record